This is a messenger RNA of Cyanidioschyzon merolae strain 10D, 1581 nucleotides long. RefSeq lists its product as hypothetical. The record is from RefSeq and is a predicted model, not a curated record. The transcript has a single exon. NCBI's taxonomy places the organism in Eukaryota, Rhodophyta, Bangiophyceae, Cyanidiales, Cyanidiaceae. Bases 1 to 1581 code for a protein of 526 amino acids.
AUGAGGCCUAUGUUUUGUUACACAACGCCUUCGGGUAUGCAUGCUGCGUAUCACCGUAGUCGCGGUCUGGAGAAACCCACUUGUCGUGUCCACUAUGGGUUGGACAGAAGCUGCAUGGAGCGACACCUCUAUGGCGGCAAGGCGCCGUCUGCGCGCUUGCUUAUGGACGCUCUCCACCAACGGCGCUUUUGGUUUCAGGUAAAGAUAAACGACCUCGGGAGGCGGCGGAAGUAUUCAAGCAAAUCUGCGGCGACCCAGUCUUGCCAUACGGAAAGUGAUCAUCUCCGCACUGCAGACCAGACAUCUUAUCCCGCGGCGCAAGCGCGGGAAGAGGUACCUAUUGAUCACUCUGUACGUGUCGGUGGAGAGAGCUCACGAGCCGGCCGAUCGGAGAUUAUACGUGGUGCGACACCGCUGCGUUGUGAGGAACACCAGGCAAAAGCUUCACCCCGAACGGAGGCAACGGUUCCUGGAGCCGAAGAGGCACGGUUGCUGCAUAAGAAAGAGCCCUCGAACUCGAAAGCGCCGGAAGGCAUUGUCGAUGACUUGAACAGUGAUAGGAUGAAGGAAUCGCCUCUUUUAUCUUCAUCAGCGCUACCAGACGAGCCUUUCGGAAUGGGUACUCUUUUUGAUGGUGCAACUGCGCCGAUGCAGCGCUGUCUGGAGGAGAUCACAGGCAAUUCAUUAGCGCAAGAGGAAACGAACGCACACACGGAUGGAACCUCGGCAGAAAAAACAGCAGAUCUAGUACUUACUCAUCCUUUUGACGAAACGAACACAGAGCGUGAUCAAGAUCUGGUGCAGCCCGUGGAUGGACUGGCUGAUUCAGACGUUGUGCUGAAUGGACCGUCUACUGCCGCCGAAGCUGCCUCGGAGACAGAGCUCGCGCCCGAUGACUCGAAUCAUUCGCUCGAAGCAAUGCCGCAUGAUGAAACCGAAUCAGAGCACGCCUCUGCUAUUGAGCAUCAAACACUCGGGAGCAUGGCGACCGAUUCCGACGCGAAAGAGAGCACCGAACACGAGCCAACCCGAGACGAGCUUGCGAAUGCGCACGCUCAAGAGCCUGGGACUCUGGAAAGGAUGCCGCGUCGACCGCUGGGCAGGCCUCGCAGGAUAUCGGAUGUCUUUCGCGUCCCAACAGGCCAGUCGACGACGAAACGCGCUCCCUCGGAACCUGCAAAAGUGACCUCGGUUGAACUAGGGCGACAAAGGUUAGACAUUCUUUACGCCAUCCGCCGUGGCUGGCGUCCCGGCAAAAGCGAAUCCGAAGACGGAGCAACUACAGCAGAUGUGGAAAUCUCUGCCGAGGACCUGGAAAAUCUGAGCUGCCCAGAAAUAUCUAUGGACGAAAACACGGUCGCAUGGGGGGCGUCUCCAACGGAGCGUACCAGCGAUCGCGCUGCAUUCGUCGACCCUGCAGAGGCUGGGGGCCGUGCGACCUCCACCAUGGGCAUCAUUGGCCUCAGCCGGCUGAUUAGAUACCGAAUGCGUCUAUGGUUUCUGCAUAUGCUACGAAUGGUAUUCACGGUACUGAACAUGCUGCGCAGCUACCUCCGAACGCUACGCAAGCCACGGACAUAG